AUAUCAUUCCUGUAAAAUCCUACAAUGCCAAGAGGCAUACUGUAGAUGUGUUUGGAUGGCCACCUUGAACCUCAUCUUGUGACGCGGCGAGCAGAUGUGUUUAGUGUCGCUGGAGAGAUGGCUGGCAGUACUUCCUUCCACCUUGCCCGCACCGUUGGUUAGUCUCUGAGAGUUACAGAGAGAAUAAUCAUUUGUUGCGCUCUCCUACAAACCUGACCCUGGCUUGGCAAGUUAUUUGUCCUGUUGGAGGUUCGGAGUGGAAAUUUUCCCAACGUAACCGCCCCUCUUUCAACAGAAUCUAUGAUAAGCGACCUUUACAAAUUGUGAGGAGCCAGUCGUGAGACGGCAAGCCCCCUGUAAAACGUACCCAGCGACCCAGCCAGAGAUUCGAUAUGACGACCGGCGUGGAGCUGUUAUUCGACGAGCUUGGACACUUCAAACGGUACCAAGCAUGUCUGUAUUUCGCUGCAGUAUUCCAAGCCACAGCCUGUGGGAUCCACUAUCUGGCGUCUGUGUUUUUGGUCGAGACGCCAAAGUUCCUCUGUGACUCGCCGGAGAACAUAACCGACGUUUUCUUCGGCAACCACACAGCAACCACUCUUCAGGACAUCUGGUCUGUGUACUCUCCAGGUAAAGGCCCCGUAGUUGUCCGAACAGCGGUCGGCCAGCAAUGGGAGCUAAGCCAGUGCCAGCGCGCGCUUCGAGUGGACGCAGGAGACGAACUUCGAUACGUUUUCAACGGCACAAAGACGGUGGAGGCGUGCGUCGGUGGGUUCGUGUACGACUUGAGCGAGGUGCACCAGAGCAUCGUGACCGACUGGGACCUGGUGUGUGAGCGUGAGUGGCUCGCCAAACUCACACAACCCUCUUUCAUGCUCGGUGUUCUUAUUGGAGCACUCCUCUUCGGAGACAUUGCGGACAGGGUUGGAAGGAAGCCCAUUCUGAUGGCCACCAGCCUGUGUCAGUUCCUAUUUGGAUUGGCGGUGGCCUUCACAGGAAACUACUACCUUUUUGUGGCGAUGCGUUUCCUCCUUGCCAUGGUGUCCAGUGGCUACCUGGUAGUCGUGUUCGUCUAUGUGACGGAGUUCACGGGCAGUAAGGUGCGCACGUGGACGUCCCUGCACGUGCACGCAGCGUUCGCGGUGGGCAUCAUGGUGGUGGCACUGGUGGGCUACCUGGUGCGCGUGUGGUGGGUGUACCAGAUCAUCCUGACGCUCAGCACCUCCCCCUUCCUGCUCUUCUGCUGGAAGUUCCCAGAGACGCCCUUCUACCUCAUGGCCAAGGGGCGGCACCAGGAGGCCCAGGAGCUGCUGGACACCAUCGCCAACUUCAAUGGCCUCCCCGCCACACUCAAGGUCUCUGACCUCAUGGAGUCGGACGCUACUGAGGUGGCUCCUAUGGUGGAGAAGGAGGGCCAGGCUGCAGUGGCAUCCACCCCCCCUGCCCAGCCCAGCAAGCCAGAGCAUAAGAUAAGCAUCCUGGACCUGUUCGGCAGCUACAAGAUGGCCAUCCGCACGCUCAUCUGCUGGUCCAUCUGGUUCGUCAGCAGCCUGGGCUACUACGUGUUCAGCCUGGGCUCUGUCAACCUGGGGGGCAACCAGUACAUCAACCUCUUCCUCGCAGGUGCGGUGGAAAUUCCCUCCUACCUGAUUGGCUGUUUUGCGAUGGAUCGUGUGGGUAGGAAGAGGACCUGUGCUCCAGCUCUUCUGCUCAGUGGAGUGGCCUGCAUGCUCAUCAUUGUGGUGCCAAGCGACAUUGGGGUAUUAGCGGUUGUGCUGAGCAUGACAGGCAAGUUUGCUAUAGCCAUUGCCUUUGGCCUCAUCUACCUAUACACCUGUGAGCUCUACCCCACCGUCAUCAGAACUCUGGCUGUAGGAUGUGGGAGUAUGAUGUGCAGGGUGGGCAGUGUGGUGGCUCCGUUCUGUGUGUACCUGGCUGACAUCUGGAUCUACACGCCACAGCUCGUUGUGGGUGUGCUGGCCUUCAUCAUUGGUCUCACCUUGUUCCUGCCGGAGACUCUGGGGCAGCCUCUCACCUCCACACUGGAGGAGGCUGAGGCCCUGGGCUCCAAGCCCGCUAAGGAUGCAGCCAAGACGGGCAGCCCCGCCGCUGAGGAGGGCCUGGAGCUCAAACAGCACCACACCAAGGCCUGAACACAGGGAUGGACGGAGGGAGAGGGAGUCGGUGGGUAGGCGAGAGGGUGAAAGAUAUGGAAUUGUGCUUAUAGCUGUUUGUUGAAAGAAUGGCAAAAUAGAAACAAACAUUUGAC
Molecule: messenger RNA, 2269 nt
Organism: Clupea harengus (Atlantic herring)
Lineage: Eukaryota; Metazoa; Chordata; Actinopteri; Clupeiformes; Clupeidae
Gene: slc22a16
Product: solute carrier family 22 member 16
Biological process (GO): transmembrane transport
Cellular component (GO): membrane
Molecular function (GO): transmembrane transporter activity
Source: RefSeq, a predicted model, not a curated record